AUGUCAACAAAUGAAGGCAAUGAAAAUGACUCUUUUUCUGUCGAUGCUUCAAAUUCUGCCGCAAAUAAUGAUGAAGUAAAUACUGGUUCGGUGCGUUCUGGUCCAAGCAAUGAUUCCGAAGGUGGCUCAAAGGUUGUUUUUCUUCUUAAAGCAGCUGGUGGUGCACCAAUUUUAAAAAAGAAAAAAUGGGCAUUACCCAGAUCAAAAACCAUUGGUCAUAUUGUUGAAUUUUUAAAAAAAUACAUGCAACUUGAUGCACAACAACAGCAACAACUUUUUCUUUAUGUUAAUCAAGCCUUUGCACCAGCUCUUGAUACAACAAUUGGAUCGGUUAAUGAUUGUUUCAGUAGCGAAGGAACACUUGUCUUACAUUAUGCAUUAACCCAAGCAUGGGGAUAA
Molecule: messenger RNA, 399 nt
Organism: Rotaria socialis
Lineage: Eukaryota; Metazoa; Rotifera; Eurotatoria; Philodinida; Philodinidae
Source: the annotation of a GenBank genome assembly